AGCAGCUUCUCCGAUGACAUUUUUGGUUUAAUAGGCUCCUAUAAGGCAGCAGGACACUGAGCCACCCAGCCUCUCUCCUGCUACAGCGUAUUCUCGCUCAACUGGCACGUGACCCGAAAUUGGAUACUGGCUGACGUCAUCCAAUGCGACGGCUCCUGAAGCCACACUGCCACCGUCUCGCUUUGUGAAACACUGUCAGAAGUGUGAUCGAGUUCAGAAAGAAUCUUAUCGGCAACAGGCAGACAAGAAAAUGAAGAAGAUGCCAAAAAUGUAUCCAGCCGGCCAGAAGAGUUUACAGAAAGAACAUCAACGUGAAGAUGAUGUCUCUGAAAAGAGGAACAAAAGAAAGGGCAGGACUAACAUUCAGAGACCCCGCAAAAUUAUAAACCGUAUCAAGGUGAAAGACUGUAAUCCUCAAUAUAUGGGCCCAGAUGAAGACUUAAACAGAUUGGGCUCCAGUUUGGGCAGACGCUGCUCCUUGAAGGACAGUAAAGCCCACAAGCAGUCAGAAUCCUCGAAGACUAACACAGUGAGGCCUGAGAAGAAAUUGUGUCCAAAUCAAACUGGAGAAGAUUUUCAAGAGAAUGACAACUUGUCCUCUCUUCAGGCUCGUACACAAAUUAAACAACCUGAUAAGAAUAGGAAGAAACUGGCAUCUGCAACAAAGAACUUGGUAACGGCCUCUCAGCACCCUAGAUUUCAGCCCAUUGUGAAGCUAACAAGGAUCGAUGCCAUCAAAUGUCAAGGAGUGUACAAUCUAAAUCCAAUCCGCCAACAGUGUGUGAGAACAUUUAAAUACAAAUUGAAUUCUAAGGAUAAUGGAGGGAUUCAUGGGAGUAAGAAGCCAUAUCACUGUCCUGAAGGUCGGAAACAAUUCUCAGAUAGUCACAUGCCUAAGAAACGCAGAGAAGAUAAUACAGGGAAGGAGCCAUACCACCGUUCUGAAUGUGUUAAGAACUUUUCAAAACACAGCUAUACCACAACUCCUAUUGUAGAGAAACCAUAUUUGUCUAAACGUGGCAAACAAUUCUCACAAGUGAGCCACCUUCAGACACAUAUGAUUGGUCACGGAGGACAGGGUUUAUGUCGUUGUCCAACAUGUGGUAAACAUUUCUUUGACAGGAGCAGCCUUUGCAGACACAAAAAAAUUCACACUGGAGAGAAACCAUAUUGUUGUUCUGAAUGUGGCAGACGGUUCUCACAAUCAAGCCAUCUUCAUGAACACAUGAGAGUGCACACAGGAGAACGGCCAUUUUCCUGUUCUGAAUGUGGCAAACGGUUCUCGCAAUCAAGCCAUCUUCAGACACACAUGAGAGUGCACAAAGGAGAACAGCCAUUUUCCUGUUCUGAAUGUGGCAAACGGUUCUCACAAGCAGGCCAUCUUCGGACACACAUGAGAGUGCACACAGGAGAACGGCCAUUUUCCUGUUCUGAAUGUGGCAAACGGUUCUCGCAUUCAAGCCAUCUUCAGACACACAUGAGAGUGCACACAGGAGAACAGCCAUUUUCCUGUUCUGAAUGUGGCAAACGGUUCUCACAAUCAAACAUUCUUGAGACACACAUGAGAGUGCACACAGGAGAACAGCCAUUUUUCUGUUCUAAAUGUGGCAAACGGUUCUCACAAACAGGCCAUCUUCAGACACACAUGAGAUUGCACACAGGAGAACAGCCAUUUUCCUGUUCUAAAUGUGGCAAACGAUUUGCAAGUAGCAGUAAUCAUCUGAAACAUUUAAGAGUUCACACUGGUGAGAAGCCCUAUUGCUGUCCUGAAUGUGGCAAAAGAUUUUCCAACACAAGCAAUUUUCUGUGUCAUGCAGAAGUCCACAAUAAAGACCAUCUUUAGGCCUGUUCUGAAUGUGGCAAGAAAUUCUCACAAAGAAGCAGUUUUCAUAUACAUAUAAGAACACACAUGUUUGAUAGAGGCCAUACUCGUUUCCUGAUUGUGACAAGCUAUUCACCGAUAACAGCAGCCUUCAUAGACACAACAGAAUUCAUUCUGGAUUACGGCCAUAUUGUUGCUUUGAAAGUGGCAAGCAAUUCAUACAACCCUGCAGUCUUCAGUGACACGUAAGAAGUCACACAGGAGAAAAGCCAUAACGUUGCUCUAAGUGUGGAAAAACAUUCAUACAGAAAACUCAUCUUCAAGGAUACAUGAAAAUUCAUGCUAAAAAGGCAAAGUCCAAAGAGACUGUAAAUAACAAAGAAAAAUCUGAAAUAAUUCAGUCAGGUGUGGAAAGAAAAUUGGAAUUGCUCUGCUAGUUGGUUACACAGAAUGCAUUUGACAAAAAGUUGCAGACUCAUUUUAGGCAACCCUGCUUAUUAAUUUACUGUAAGUGGCUUUUGCACUAAUGACUAUUGCACAUUGUACACAGGUCUACUUUACAAGUUCUAAUGUUAUUUAUCUUAUGUUAUACUUCUAUGCUUUUUCAUAUUUUAUUGUUCUACGAAGUUGAGAGAGAAACAGUAAAAGGCUAUUUGAUUUGA
Erpetoichthys calabaricus (reedfish) is the source of this 2484-nucleotide messenger RNA. RefSeq names its product zinc finger protein OZF-like. The record is from RefSeq and is a predicted model, not a curated record. NCBI's taxonomy places the organism in Eukaryota, Metazoa, Chordata, Cladistia, Polypteriformes, Polypteridae. The transcript has 3 exons. Gene Ontology annotation, biological process: regulation of transcription by RNA polymerase II. Gene Ontology annotation, molecular function: DNA-binding transcription factor activity, RNA polymerase II-specific; RNA polymerase II cis-regulatory region sequence-specific DNA binding. The coding region runs from base 251 to 1843 and encodes 530 amino acids.